GGAACCCAAAAAAUAAAAAAAUAUCAGAUUUCAUUUCCUCAAAACGAAGAAAAACUGUGAGCUGAAAAAUAUGGCCAAGACGGAGAGGCUGAGUGGCAGCAAGUGGACAGCCACGGCGGCGAGCAUAUUGAUCCAGUGCGCCGGCGGAUCUUCCUACGCCUUCAGCGUCUACUCCUCGGCGCUCAAGUCGAGCCAGGGCUACGACCAAUCGACGCUCGACACGGUGUCCGUCUUCAAAGACAUAGGUGCCAACGUCGGCGUCUUAUCCGGGAUUUUGUACUCCGCGGUCGCGCUUGACCGCCGCCGAAUUGGGGGGCCCUGGGUGGUGCACGUGGCCGGGGCAAUCCAGUGCUUCGUCGGGUACUUCUUCCUGUGGGCUGCGGUCACCGGAUUGGUGGAGACGCCGCCGGUCGCGGUGGUUUGCUUGUUCAUGUUCCUCGCCGCUCACGCCCAGACUUUCUUCAACACCGCUGACGUGGUGACUGGGGUCCACAACUUCUCUGAUUACGGUGGGACCAUCGUCGGCAUCAUGAAGGGAUUUCUUGGUUUAAGCUCGGCAAUUCUAGUCCAAGUCUACGACACAUUCUGCCAAGGCAAACCCAGCACCUUCAUUCUCCUGCUGGCAUUGUUGCCCACAUGUGUCUCCAUCUUGUUCAUGCUUUGGGUCAGAAUCUAUGAAGCUGGUAGAACUGCUAUUGACAAAAAGUACUUAAACAUCUUUUCUGCUUUUGCUCUCCUCACAGCUGCUUAUCUCAUGGUCCUAAUCAUACUCCGAAACAUCUUCACUUUCCCGUCGUGGGCGAGCGCUCUCACACUUACAGUACUUCUUCUGUCUUUGCUUGUUUCACCCUUUGGAAUCGCCAUCAAAGCACAAAACUUGCAACCCAAGAAAGACCCUGACACACUCGACGAUCCUUUACUCGAAAACCCCGAGCCAGCUUUAGCAGCCUCCAAAUCCUCAUCAUUUGAAAACCUUACAGAUCAUGAAGAUAUGAAUUUACUGAAAGCAAUGAGUUGUGCUGAUUUCUGGCUAUUGUUUAUUGCUAUGGUUUGUGGGAUGGGGUCUGGAUUGGCCACCAUAAACAACAUGAGCCAAAUUGGGCAGUCUCUUGGCUACACAACAGUUGAGAUCAAUUCCCUUGUUUCUCUAUGGAGCAUAUGGAAUUUUCUAGGCCGGUUCGGGGCCGGAUUUAUCUCGGAUUACUUGCUGCAUAAGAAAGGAUUGGCAAGGCCAUUGCUGAUGGCUGCCACACUAGCAACCAUGGCAGCCGGCCACAUUGUGAUUGCAUCUGGCUUUUCCGGGAAUUUGUACGUGGGUUCGAUCCUAGUUGGGAUUUGCUAUGGCUCACAGUGGUCACUUAUGCCCACAAUCACUUCUGAGAUCUUUGGGAUAAGACACAUGGGGACUAUUUUCAACACCAUUGCCGUAGCCAGUCCUAUUGGUUCUUAUAUUUUCUCCGUCAGAGUAAUCGGGUUCAUAUACGAUAAAGAAGCUUCCGGCGAAAAUGAUGAUUCCUGCAGCGGCACUCGCUGCUUCAUGCUGUCGUUUUUCAUCAUGGCUUCUGUUGCUUUCCUCGGGUUUCUUGUUGCUCUUGCUUUGUUCUUCGGACGAGGAGAUUCUAUGACUCGAUCGUACUCAGAAGACUGCGGCAUUCUUCUCCGAGGUAGUGAGUGAAUGUGAGCACUUUGUGCAGAGACCAAAGUCGUACUGUAGUUUGAGGUAGUGAGCUCUCUUCAGGAGUGGGUUUGGUUUCAAUCGGUUUGGGUUUUUCGCCGAAAGCAAAAAUGGAACUGAAAUUGCUAUUUGAUUUGGUUUUUUUAAUCGAUUCAAUUUAAUUUUGGUUCGUUUA
Molecule: messenger RNA, 1850 nt
Organism: Pyrus x bretschneideri (Chinese white pear)
Lineage: Eukaryota; Viridiplantae; Streptophyta; Magnoliopsida; Rosales; Rosaceae
Product: protein NUCLEAR FUSION DEFECTIVE 4-like
Exons: 2
Coding region: 71-1675 (534 amino acids)
Biological process (GO): transmembrane transport
Cellular component (GO): membrane
Molecular function (GO): transmembrane transporter activity
Source: RefSeq, a predicted model, not a curated record